UCAUCGCUUCCACCGACUCGACUCUUCCGCCGGAGUCGCCCCCUACAUUGCUUCAAGAAGGGGCAACCGGAACCCCUCCUCCCCUUCUCUUUACGAAUCCGGUCAUGUGAUAUCAUCCGGCCGUUGUUUGCUUCCUCAUCUCCACUUCUUCUCUCCAUUUCCACGUUCUCUCCUUGAGGGAGCGAGGGAGAGUUCUUGAUCGCCGUCAUCAAUGGCGGCGCAGUACUCGUCGUCUAGGGGGCGGAGCAGCUCCCCUUUCAGCUACCGGAAGCCACCCUCAGCCUCUUCCUUCUCCUCCACCUCCUCCUCCGCCAACGGCCGCCCGAUCCCCCGGUCUUCGCCAUCGUCGGUGUCGUCCCACUUCCACGGGUCUUCCAAUGGAGGGCAUACAAGAUUCGGGACCGCUGUCCUGGGCGGCGCGGAGUACUCCAGGGGGCGGGUGGCACCAGUAGGAUUUGCGGCAGAGGAGCUGGUGGUUGAGCCAGCGGACGCGGGGAGAUCUGGGGAUAACAUCUCUGUGACGGUUAGGUUUCGUCCUUUGAGUGACCGCGAAUUUCAGCAUGGGGACGAGGUCGCUUGGUAUGCGGAUGGGGAUAAAAUCCGCAGCGAGUACAAUCCAACCACAUUCUUCGCAUUUGAUAGAGUUUUUGGUCCUUCCACAACUACUCAAGUGGUCUAUGAUGUUACUGCUCGGCCUGUUGUUAAAGCUGCAAUGGAGGGCAUAAAUGGGACGGUUUUUGCCUACGGUGUCACUAGUAGUGGCAAGACCCAUACAAUGCAUGGUGAUCCCAAGUCUCCUGGUAUCAUACCACUAGCCAUAAAGGAUGUCUUCAGCAUAAUACAAGAUACUCCAGGAAGAGAAUUUUUACUCCGUGUAUCAUACCUUGAAAUUUAUAAUGAGGUUAUUAAUGACUUGCUUGAUCCCACUGGCCAAAACCUGCGUGUAAGAGAAGAUGCUCAGGGUACUUAUGUUGAGGGUAUAAAGGAGGAAGUUGUUUUAUCUCCUGGGCAUGCACUUUCUUUCAUUGCUGCUGGUGAAGAACAUCGUCAUGUUGGUUCUAACAAUUUUAACCUGUUCAGUAGCAGAAGUCACACAAUUUUUACCUUGAUGAUUGAAAGCAGUGCUCAUGGUGAUGAAUAUGAUGGAGUGAUGUAUUCUCAACUUAAUCUUAUCGAUCUAGCAGGAUCUGAGAGUUCAAAAACUGAGACAACUGGGCUAAGAAGAAAGGAAGGAUCUUACAUUAACAAAAGCCUUUUAACUCUUGGAACAGUGAUUGGAAAGCUUAGUGAAGGGAAAGCAUCUCAUAUUCCUUACCGUGAUUCUAAAUUGACUCGACUACUGCAGACCUCAUUAAGUGGCCAUGGGCAUGUAUCGCUCAUUUGCACAGUUACACCUGCAUCUGGUAGCAUGGAGGAAACUCAUAACACACUCAAGUUUGCGAGUAGGGCAAAACAAGUUGAAAUUUAUGCUUCUCGUAACAGGAUUAUUGAUGAAAAGUCAUUGAUCAAGAAGUAUCAGAAAGAAAUAUCAAGCUUAAAGCAAGAACUUGAGCAUUUGAAGAAAGGGAUGCUAAGUGGGGCCAGUCAUGAUGAAAUAAUGAGCUUGCGCCAGAAGCUUGAGGAAGGCCAGGUGAAGAUGCAAUACCGUUUAGAGGAGGAAGAGGAGGCCAAAGCUGCUUUAAUGAGUAGAAUACAGAGGCUGACCAAGCUGAUACUUGUUUCUACCAAGAACUCUAUUCCUGGGUGUUUAACUGAUUUACCUGGGCAUCAGCGCCGUCUCUCUUUAGGGGAGGAUGAUAAAAUGGAUAUACCACAUGAGCAUUCUCCAGUUCUUGAAAGUGAGAGCACCCUGAAUGGUUUUGUGGCUUCUGCUCUGUCAGAUUCAUUAGACACAUUAUCUGAUGUUAAAAAUCAAAGAUAUUCAAGUAAUUUGAGUGAAGAACAUUCCGCAGUCAGUGGCUCAAUCACAGAUGCAGAGCAGACUAGGAUAACAAUGUCAGAUGAAAUGGAUCUCCUAGUCGAACAAAUAAAGAUGCUUGCUGGUGAGAUUGCAUUUGGUACCAGUACACUAAAGAGACUGAUGGAGCAGUCCGUAAAUGAUCCAGAUGGCACAAGGAUUCAGAUUGAGAAUUUGGAGCAUGAAAUCCAGGAGAAACAGAGACAGAUGAGAGUGUUGGAACAGCGCAUUAUUGAAAGUGGCGAAGCUUCAAUGGCCAAUGCCUCAAUGGUUGAAAUGCAGCAGACUGUAACGAGAUUAAUGACUCAGUGCAAUGAGAAGGGCUUUGAGCUAGAGUUAAGAUCAGCUGAUAACCGUAUCCUUCAAGAGCAGCUGCAACUGAAGUGCUCUGAGAUUAAGGAGCUGGAAGAUAAAGUGCUUGUUCUUCAACAGCAACUAACUUCAAUCAAAAAUGAAAAACUGCAUGAAGAACUUGGCACAGAAGAAAUUAAUGAUUUGAAGAGUAAACUUCAAUAUCAGGAGGCUGAGAAUGAGAAACUAAAUCUUGAACGUCAUCAAUUGAUCAAAGAGAAUCAUGGUUUGCUUUCACAGAAUCAGAAAUUAGCUGAAGAAGCUUCUUAUGCAAAAGAAUUGGCAUCUGCUGCUGCGGUUGAGCUCAAGAAUUUGGCCGAGGAAGUAACAAAGCUCUCACUACAAAAUGAAAGACAGGCUAAAGAGUUAUUGGCUAUUCAAGAUUUAGCUGCUUAUUCCAAAACUGCUAAUGGUACCAUCCGUAGGUUUUCUGAAAGCAAGAAUGAUGGGAUCAAACUAGGAAGAAAAGGCCGGCCUCCUAGUAGAAGUGGUGAUGCUGGAAACACAGGAUCUGAUGAUAUGGAUAACCGGAAUCUUAAUCUAGAUGACAUAAGGAUGGAAUUGCAGGUCAGAAAACAAAAGGAAGAUACUUUAGAAGCUGCUUUGGCUGAAAAAGUGCAUCUGGAAAAAGAAUAUAAGAAAAAACUUGAAGAAGCAAAGAAACGAGAAAUAUCAUUAGAGAAUGAUUUGGCUAGCAUGUGGGUGCUUGUUGCUAAGCUGAAAAAAGGUCCCUUAUGUACAUCUGAAUUGACUGCAGAUAAAAGUUCUACCAUUUUGGUUGAUGUUUCAGAUGAUCUUAAAAUGAACAAUGAUGAACACAGUGGUUCUCUUCAUCAGGAAAGACAAGCAGUAGAUAGUUUGGAAAAGCCAAAUAAUGAACAAUUGAACCAAAAUCAGGAGUUGGAACCUUUGCUUGUUCGCUUAAAGGCCAAAAUUCAGGAGAUGAAGGAAAGAGAAAUUGAUUCUUCAGGGACUGGGGAGACAAACUCUCAUGUUUGUAAAGUAUGCUUUGAAUCACCAACUGCUGCAGUACUUAUUCCUUGCCGGCAUUUUUGCUUGUGUAAAUCUUGCUCACUCGCCUGCUCAGAGUGCCCUCUUUGCCGCACUAGGAUUGCUGAUCGUAUCAUUACCUUCACUUCAUAAGUAGUGACCCUCCUAUUUACAGGUCAACUACCUUGUUGCUUUUGCUGUACAAUAAAUUUUCUUCAUCAGUUUUUAGAAGGUGCAUGCUCUGUUGUUUUUAGAAGGUUCUACCUUGUGGGAACUGCAAAUUCUUUUCGUUUCUAAAGGCAAAAUGUCUCUGUCUCCAUAUUUGUCCAUCUUGUUCAUAUUAUAAGGAUCUUAUUGUUCUGCAAGCAAGCACAUUGAUGAACCAACCCACUGGAAGCUGUGGAGAUCAUCUAUAAGAAUUUACAAAAGAGAACAUGCUAUGGGAACCUGCUUGUUCCCAUGUGAUCACAGCACCUGUAUGCUCCUUGUCAAAUCAUCAUAUUGUAGUUAGUUGGUGGUCGAAUGAACACUGUAAAUGGUCUGUAAACACUGUAAAUGGUCUUAAAAGGAAAUGCCAUUAGUGGUUGUAGCUACAAUGCUAAAACAAUGUUUCUGUCUGGGCUUACCAUAUUAGUGCAACUUAUAUUCAGAGUAAUGCUACCAAAUUCUCACAGACAGUAUAUAGUAGUUUCAACUUUAUAAAGCUGAUAUGCAGAAAAGAAAAAGAUGUUAGUUCAAGGUCUCAAGAUGAAUACAAUAAUAUCCAAACUUGAGGAUAUUAUGAUAUUCAUUGUGCAGAAAAAGGAGAGGAGAGAAAAAAAAAGACGGCAACACUACAAUCUGUGCUGAGGUUGACGAAAGCCGCAGCAGCAUUACAAAAAGCUCUUCUUCUUCGGAGAUGAGGUGCAAAGCUGAUGCCUGAGGCACUCCAAAAGCUAAAAAAUAA
Musa acuminata AAA Group (dessert banana) is the source of this 4244-nucleotide messenger RNA. RefSeq names its product kinesin-like protein KIN-7K, chloroplastic. Gene Ontology annotation, biological process: microtubule-based movement. Gene Ontology annotation, molecular function: microtubule binding; ATP binding; microtubule motor activity. The coding region runs from base 212 to 3451 and encodes 1079 amino acids. The transcript is spliced from 25 exons. Lineage: Eukaryota; Viridiplantae; Streptophyta; Magnoliopsida; Zingiberales; Musaceae. The record is from RefSeq and is a predicted model, not a curated record.